AUGUCUAGUCCCAAUCUGAACCUGGUCAUUUUAGUGGGCAGCGCACUCAGUUACAUCAGUGCCUUCCUAUUUGUGGUCCAAGAUCCUGCUGUUUCCAUGGAAACUAUCAUCCAGGUGAGUACAACCGUAUUGCAUCAGAGCAGUGUACGUGGAGGCUACACAAUUCACUCUGCUAUAAUGUAUCUCUAUAGCUUUCACCCUGGCUAUACCCAGAAACAAUGGGAAUUGGGGCACACUCGGAACAUUUCCAAGUAGUGGGGCUGCCGUAACAAUCAAAAUAUAUACAAAAUACAACUACAGGAACAGCGCACAAAAACAGAAAUACUGCUCUACCUUUCACACGGCUUCCUGUAAUCACCUAUCCUACACCCACCCUCCUUCCCACUAUUCUACAUGGAUCCUCCUACUCUUUGUAGAUCAUUUAGGGAGUUAUUUCGCUCUGGUUAUAACAAUUAUAUUUACAUGUUGGUUUUCCAGUUAAUGAUGAACAUGGAGCAAGGUGUCUGCUCCGUGACGUGUUGGUGGGCAGAUCUGACUUUCACGCCAAACAUUGUCUAAAUCUCAGAUAUCUCUGUGUUCCAGGUGAGAGUCAGCCUCCUGUAUGUGGGGCUCACUCUAAUCUUCGGGCCACUGUUGGGGAAGAGUUGGAGACUCCACAGAGUGUUUUCACACCGCGUCCCGGAUAAGAGAGUGGUGAGUGAGAGUCCAUUCACAAACAGUAUUUUGGCAUAAUUUAUUAGGAAGCGCAUUCAUGGGGUUUUAAAAAAUAUAUUAAAUAUCCCAUCAUUACAGAGAAACUGUCAGUUAUAAUAAUAUAUUGGAAAUGACCUAUAACUUGUGUUAAUAAUGUUUUAAUACUUUAUUUUGAGAGCGCAGAAUUAGUUACAGAUAAUAAUUGGUAUUAGCAUCCAGCGAUUCAGACCAUGUGAAAUGAUAAUAAUAUAUUCAGAGGGCAGAGUAUUACAAGACGAGGAAUCAGACAAUGAAAUCGCAGAUUUCCUUCUUGUACCAUAGUCUGAUUCUUUUCUUGUUCACCAUGCCGUCCACACCGCUUUAUCCUGUAACUGGGCGCCUACAUCUUAGCUCCCCGUCGGCCAUUGUUAUACGCUCUGUACUGUAACUGGGUGUCUCCAUCUUAGCUCCCCGUCGGCCAUUGUUAUACGCUCUGUACUGUAACUGGGCGCCUCCAUCUUAGCUCCCCGUCGGCCAUUGUUAUACGCUCUGUCCUGUAACUGGGCGUCUCCGUCUUAGCUCCCCGUCGGCCAUUGUUAUACGCUCUGUCCUGUAACUGGGCGCCUCCGUCUUAGCUCCCCGUCGGCCAUUGUUAUACGCUCUGUCCUGUAACUGGGCGUCUCCAUCUCCCUGUCAGCCAUUGUUAUACGCUCUGUCCUGUAACUGGGCGCCUCCGUCUUAGCUCCCCGUCAGCCAUUGUUAUACGCUCUGUCCUGUAACUGGACGCCUCCAUCUCAGCUCCCCGUCAGCCAUUGUUAUACGCUCUGUCCUGUAACUGGGCGUCUCCAUCUUAGCUCCCUGUCAGCCAUUGUUAUACGCUCUGUCCUGUAACUGGGCGUCUCCAUCUUAGCUCUCUGUCAGCCAUUGUUACACGCUCUGUCCUGUAACUGGGCGUCUCCAUCUUAGCUCCCCAUCAGCCAUUGUUAUACGCUCUGUCCUGUAACUGGGCGUCUCCAUCUUAGCUCCCUGUCAGCCAUUGUUAUACGCUCUGUCCUGUAACUGGGCGUUUCCAUCUUAGCUCGCUGUCAGCCAUUGUUAUACGCUCUGUCCUGUAACUGGGCGUAUCCAUCUUAGCUCCCUGUCAGCCAUUGUUAUACGCUCUGUCCUGUAACUGGGCGUUUCCAUCUUAGCUCCCCGUCAGCCAUUGUUAUACACUCUGUCCUGUAACUGGGUGUCUCCAUCUUAGCUCCCCGUCAGCCAUUGUUAUACGCUUUGUCCUGUAACUGGGCAUCUCCAUCUUAGCUCCCUGUCAGCCAUUGUUAUACGCUCUGUCCUGUAACUGGGCAUCUCCAUCUUAGCUCCCCGUCAGCCAUUGUUAUACGCUCUGUCCUGUAACUGGGCGUCUCCAUCUUAGCUCCCCGUCAGCCAUUGUUAUACGCUCUGUCCUGUAACUGGGCGUCUCCAUCUUAGCUCCCCGUCAGCCAUUGAUAUACGCUCUGUCCUGUAACUGCGCGUCUCCAUCUUAGCUCCCCGUCAGCCAUUGUUAUACGCUCUGUCCUGUAACUGGGCGUCUCCAUCUUAGCUCCCCGUCAGCCAUUGUUAUACGCUCUGUCCUGUAACUGGGCGUCUCCAUCUUAGCUCCCUGUCAGCCAUUGAUAUACGCUCUGUCCUGUAACUGCGUGAGUGAGUCUCAGAAUUAUUUAUAAAGAAUGAUUAACACGAGCAAUCAGCAUGAACAUGUCAUCAGUUUCCUUGGCAACCGCUCCACUUACAGAACUUUGCUCCAAAAUUAGUCUUUUUACAUAAUCUGUGUCUAGUCCCUCUGAUUGAAACCCCCAUUAUUUAACUACAAACUGCUUCCUGCACUUCAAACAUCGCUACACUGUAUUCACUAACAGGGAGCAUUACUCACUACACUGUAUUCACUAACAGGGAGCAUUACACACUACACUGUAUUCACUAACAGGGAGCAUUACUCACUACACUGUAUUCACUAACAGGGAGCAUUACUCACUACACUGUACAAUACUGGGAUCAGUACUCGCUACACUGUACAAUACAGGGAUCAGUACUCACUAUAUCAUACAAUACAGGGAACAGUACUCACUAUAUCAUACAAUACAGGGAUCAGUACUCACUAUAUCAUACAAUAAUACAAUAGAGGGAUCAGUACUCACUAUAUCAUACAAUACUGGGAUCAUUACUCAGUAUAUCAUACAAUACUGGGAUCAGUACUCACUAUAUCAUACAAUACAGGGAUCAGUACUCACUAUAUCAUACAAUACAGGGAUCAGUACUCACUAUAUCAUACAAUACUGGGAUCAGUACUCACUAUAUCAUACAAUACUGGGAUCAGUACUCACUAUAUCAUACAAUACUGGGAUCAGUACUCACUAUACAUACAAUACUGGGAUCAGUACUCACUAUAUCAUACAAUACAGGGAUCAUUACUCACUAUACAUACAAUACUGGGAUCAGUACUCACUAUACUAUACAAUACCAGGGAUCAUUACUACUAUACAAUAUAUCACUGUACCAGGAUCAUUACUCACUAUACUAUACAAUACUGGGAUCAGUACUCACUAUACUAUACAAUGCAGGGAUCAUUACUCACUAUACUAUACAAUACCAGGAUCAUUACUCACUAUACUAUACAAUACAGGGAUCAUUACUCACUAUACUAUACAAUGCAGGGAUCAGUACUCACUAUACUAUACAAUACCAGGAUCAUUACUCACUAUAAUAUACAAUGCAGGGAUCAUUACUCACUAUACUAUACAAUACCAGGAUCAUUACUCACUAUACUAUACAAUACCAGGAUCAUUACUCACUAUAUUAUACAAUGCAGGGAUCAUUACUCACUAUACUAUACAAUGCAGGGAUCAUUACUCACUAUACUAUACAAUAUCAUGAUCAUUACUCACUAUAUCAUACAAUACAGGUAUCAGUACUCACUAUAUCAUACAAUACUGGGAUCAGUACUCACUAUACUAUACAAUACCAGGAUCAUUACUCACUAUACUAUACAAUAUAGGUAUCAGUACUCACUAUACUAUACUAUACAAUACCAGGAUCAUUACUCGCUAUACUAUACAAUACACGGAUCAUUACUCACUAUACUAUACAAUGCAGGGAUCAGUACUCACUAUACUAUAUAAUACAGAGUUCAGUACUCACUAUACUAUUCAAUACUGGGAUCAUUACUUACUAUGCUAUACAAUACUGGGAUCAUUUCUCACUAUACUAUACAAUACUGGGAUCAGUACUCACUAUACUAUACAAUGCAGGGCUCAGUACUCGCUAUGCUAUACAAUACUAGGAUAAUUACUCACUAUACUAUACAAUACAGGGAUCAUUGCUCACUAUGUUAUACAAUACCAUGAUCAUUACUCACUAUACUAUACAAUACAGGUAUCAUUACUCACUAUACUAUACAAUACAGGUAUCAUUACUCACUAUACUAUACAAUACAGGGAUCAUUACUCACUAUACUAUACCAUACAGGUAUCGGUACUCACUAUUCUAUAUAAUACAUAGUUCAGUACUCACUAUACUAUACAAUGCAGGGAUCAGUACUCACUAUACUAUACAAUACCAGGAUCAUUACUCACUAUACUAUACAAUGCAGGGAUCAGUACUCACUAUACUAUACAAUACCAGGAUCAUUACUCACUAUACUAUACAAUGCAGGGAUCAUUACUCACUAUACUAUACAAUACCAGGAUCAUUACUCACUAUACUAUACAAUGCAGGGAUCAUUACUCACUAUGUUAUACAAUGCAGGGAUCAUUACUCACUAUACUAUACAAUGCAGGGAUCAUUACUCACUAUACUAUACAAUGCAGGGAUCAGUACUCACUAUACUAUACAAUACCAGGAUCAUUACUCACUAUACUAUACAAUGCAGGGAUCAUUACUCACUAUGUUAUACAAUGCAGGGAUCAUUACUCACUAUACUAUACAAUGCAGGGAUCAUUACUCACUAUACUAUACAAUGCAGGGAUCAGUACUCACUAUACUAUACAAUACCAGGAUCAUUACUCACUAUACUAUACAAUGCAGGGAUCAUUACUCACUAUGUUAUACAAUGCAGGGAUCAUUACUCACUAUACUAUACAAUGCAGGGAUCAUUACUCACUAUACUAUACAAUGCAGGGAUCAGUACUCACUAUACUAUACAAUACCAGGAUCAUUACUCACUAUACUAUACAAUGCAGGGAUCAUUACUCACUAUACUAUACAAUACCAGGAUCAUUACUCACUAUACUAUACAAUGCAGGGAUCAGUACUCACUAUACUAUACAAUACCAGGAUCAUUACUCACUAUACUAUACAAUACCAGGAUCAGUACUCACUAUACUAUACCAUACAGGUAUCAGUACUCACUAUACUAUAUAAUACAGAGUUCAGUACUCACUAUACUAUACAAUGCAGGGAUCAGUACUCACUAUACUAUACAAUACCAGGAUCAUUACUCACUAUACUAUACAAUACCAGGAUCAUUACUCACUAUACUAUACAAUUCAGGGAUCAUUACUCACUAUACUAUACAAUGCAGGGAUCAUUACUCACUAUACUAUACAAUGCAGGGAUCAUUACUCACUAUACUAUACAAUGCAGGGAUCAGUACUCACUAUACUAUACAAUACCAGGAUCAUUACUCACUAUACUAUACAAUACCAGGAUCAUUACUCACUAUACUAUACAAUGCAGGGAUCAUUACUCACUAUACUAUACAAUGCAGGGAUCAGUACUCACUAUACUAUACAAUACCAGGAUCAUUACUCACUAUACUAUACAAUGCAGGGAUCAUUACUCACUAUGUUAUACAAUGCAGGGAUCAUUACUCACUAUACUAUACAAUUCUUGGAUCAGUACACCAUGAAGCAAUAUUAGUAAUUUAUUUACUGUUACCAAUAUCUGCUUUAAAGCUCACACUGUUUCUGUGCCCAGUCUGCAGAUCGAGGGACAUCCUGUGCCGUCACCAGGAUAAACAUCUGCGCCUCGGUCUACGCUGAUCUCUGGAUUGGCAUUCUUGGGGGUUUUAAGGUAAAAGAAAAAAAACAUAAAAAUGCAAACACGAACUUCAUUAAUAUAAUAUUGUAAAGUGCUACGGAAUCUGUUGGCGCUAUAUAAAUGGCAAUAAUAAUAAUAAUAAUAAUAAUAUCUGUAUUGCAAAGAGAACUACGGAGCUAUGUUAUGGUUUCUAUUUAUGCUGUGUUUAUAUGGGUGAUGCCACUGGUGGAUGGAUUUCUUUAUGUGUGGGAUACUGAUAAUAACCUUGUACGUGUGGUGAUGCAUGAAACGCGUUGGGUUUUGGAUCUUGUGUGUAUACCUUUGACACACUGUUUGGCAUCUUGUUGGAUUGAAUUAAGAAUGUUGUACUUUUGUAGUACAUGGGAGCACAAACAGUAACCACACAGCGUCUGAUGUCCGGGGCGGCUUUACUAAGUCAUUGAGCUUUCUGUUCAUGGUGAAAAUCAUCAGAUCAGAGAAUCAUUUAAAUUGAGUAAAAGUUAAAAUAAAGCUUAGUUCGAAAAUGUAAACUUUCUAGUCAUAGAAUGUGAAUGAUUCAUAUUUGAGUACAAGCACACUCUUACAAGGUUAUAUACUAAAGGCGAAAUGGCCCCGUAACAAAUGGGUCAAAACCACUUGGUGCCGUGCAGGGCCAUGGACCAAUACAUUCUUCAAACUAUUUAAAGCGGAAUCCGUUUCUUUUGUUAAGCCUCCUCCCGACUCUUCUACAUUUCAUGCUCCCUCUAGUCACCCUUACAUGCCUUUAAGUCCCCCAUUUCACCUACUUUCACCUCUUUAUUUCUUCUCUGAAUCUAUGUCCUAGGCGCCACUAUCUUUGUGUAUCCUGGAUGACGUGUCUCGCGUGGGCUUCUUCUGCCCACACUAGUUUGUGCUGUGAAAUUUGCAUGCAUGCCCAGUUGUACAAUUGGGUAUUUGUUAUUGGUCGAUUUUCACACCCAAUUUUGGUUAUUCGUCUAUUUGUCAAAAAGACAAAUAUAAAUUACAAAGAAGGAAUGAAAACUGAAUUACAAUUCAGUCUUCCUUCGUUUGUUUAGUUUAUUACAAGCAGGCAGCUACUGGCUCCCUCCUUGUAAUAUGUAUAAAUGUAAGUUCCUAAAACCUCUCCAUGCCCACUCCCACACUUUAUCGGGGUCAAUAUGACCCCCAUAUUAGCAUAAGGGAGGUUAAAGUCUCCCUUAUACCCCUACUCGCUGUGCUGACAGUUGCUGCUCAUUGUUGUAAAAAUGACCCCCCCAAUCCAAUAAAGAGGUCCAUGCAAAAAGGUCCCGAUGCCCCCAUGGUGGAGCAACCAUUAAGAUAAUAAACGGAGAGGGAAAUUGUGUCCUCCUCCAGCCCCCACCUGCUUCACACGAAUGGGGGCUAUUAAGAUAAGCACCAAUUUUAAAGGGACACUAUAAGCACGUUCGAGACCACAUUCUUAAAGGAGAAAUGGGAGCCUAACCUUGCGGUCGGCUCCCAUUGGCCCAGAUCAUUCCGGCGCCCCCAUUCACGCACGUUUUGGGGCACAGGCAUGACGUGGACCAAUCAAAUUAAAAAUAAAAGGUAUUUAAACUUACCUGGCCCUAGAUUCUGUGCCCUAUUGUGAUUUCUGUUCCCAGUACCCUUUAGAGCAUUCCUUGUGAUUAGUAUUGUAUUCUGGUAUUGACCUUGGCUUUGUUUCCUGACUCUGAGUUUCUUUUCAACCCUUAUAUAAAACCAAAAAUUAUGCGAAACUGCAAAAAAUACCUGUGUGGCUAAAAAAGGGGGGGAAAUAGGUUUAAAUUACCCCUUAAAAGUAAGUGCGAAGAUUCCUCAGGGUCUUCUUAAUUGUAGGCAAAAUAUAAAAAUGCAAAACCUAAAAUAUAUAGAACACAGAAAGACCACAAUAGUGCAGGUAAAAAGUAAAAAUAAACUAUCUAAAAAUACUAAGAUACACUCACAAACGUAGGAUAAAAUGAGCGGAAUAAAUGAAUCUUGUUCAAAUUCCUUUGUUCUUCUUUGUUCCACUAAGAAACUUUAAGACAAAACAGAAGAGCAAACCAUAGUGUGUAACUGUAUGUUAAAAAAGAAUUGCUUUAUUGGUUCCGCUUACAAGAUAAAAGAAGCAAAAAAGCCCAUCAGAUCGUAAGGCGUCUUCAAAGUCCAGAAGAAAGUACAUGUACAAUCAAGACUGAAGGCAAAACGAUAAUGGAGUCGGCAAUCAGACAGUGAGUAAAGAAAUUCUGCCACCCUACGCAAAUAACAUUAUACAUAACAUGUAUAAUAAUAAUAAUAAUAAUAACAAUAUCAUGUUAUUUGCCAUUUGCCCCUGACGAAGUCAAAUAGACGAAACGUGUAGGGUGGCAGAAUUUCUUUACUCACUGUCUGAUUGCCGACUCCAUUUUUGGAUUCCCUUUUUGCCCAGCGGUGUUUGGUCGUCGAGUGCCUGGAACUAAAAUCGGCUACUUAACGGCACGAACACCGCUGGACUAUCAGGCCGUUCGGAAGCGCCGGUCUUUCGGUACUUUUUCUCCACUUGUGUAUUCGUGACUUUUAUGAGGAAUGUAUAUUGAAGUGUAUUUCGUGCGGUGUUCGGCUGAUUGUGCUGGGAUCUGAGUGGUACUUUCAUGAAGUAUGCGCUCAGACCCCAGCUAUCUGCCAAACGGUCAUUCGGUACAAUGGCACGAAUAAUAUGUAAGUUACGGAUUUUUAUGUGAAAAGUCGUUUCUGCUGUACGGAGGGAUAAUCUACUUAACAGGAUAUUCUUGUGGGAGUAUCCCUCUCGUACAGCAGUGCAUGCUGGGAGAAAUGUUCUGUAUGUUAAGUCCCCCAUGAAGUCCCCUACUGUACAACCCCUAAAGUAAAGUCAGUAAGGAAAACCCCUUGCAUGGGGAACCACAUAAAUACUGGAGCUUGUGAAUAAAAUCGUCUCCGCUACAGUCAGUUAGGCGACCAACCUCCCUAACCACCCAGAAGUCCCUCUAGUGGCUGUUUGGUAGACAGCCACUAGAGGUGGAGUUAACCUUGCAAGGUAAGUAUUUUAGUCAAUCAAUAACUGCAGUUAUUACAAUUGCAGGGAUAAGGGCACUGUGACACUACACCCAGACUACUUCAAUAAGCUGAAGUGGUUGGGGUGCCUAUAGUGUCCCUUUAAAUUGGUGCUUGGUAAAGAUUCCAGAUCCUAUACUUAGUUUAGAGUUUGAAUGACAUGAAUUGAUUUUAGUCAAUGUGAUAUGUCACAAUUUGGCCAGAAUUCAGCCAUUUUCAUUAAACGUUGUCUAUUCGGACAGUAUCUGGUGUUUGCGUAUGGCUCUGUUUGUGUGUAAUUGAAUGGUUUCGACUCAGGACCGGUUUGCUCUUCGAACGCAGUAAAGAAAUUGAAGCCUGCUAUUGAUGCAUAUAAGGAUUUCCUGAGGAACAAAGAAGUAAAACUCGCCUGAUUUUCAUAUUGUGGGCAAACUAGAUGGGCUGAUGGUCUUUAUCUGCAUUCACACUCUACGUUUGUUCAAAAUGGUUUCACAUUUAUUUCAUAGUCUGUUUUUAAUCUUCCCUAUUUCAGGGAGCCCUUGUUAUUUAUGGCAGUUACCUGGCUGGCCUGACAAACAAUAUCAGCAGUCCACCCGUCAAUCAGUCACUGGCCAUCAUGGUUGGCACUGCCCUUGUGGUGCUGGGUACAGGGAUUGUCUUCCUGAUCAGUCAUUACUUUCAUACAUGGCCGAACCUGGUCUAUGGCGUUACAUCUGGAAGCAUCCUCAUCUGUACCACCACCAUCACCUGCUUGAUCUUCAUCCCACAGGUAAGGGAACUGGAAGAAACAAUGUCUUAUAGUCUGCAAGCUGUUAGUUGAUCGCUUUAAGGGAUACAUCAUGUGGACUAUUAUGUAAUUUAAAUAGAGCUGAGGUCAUUUAGAAUGUGCCACUAAAAAAAGUACAUUUCAGAUAUAAACCAAUCCCGCUAUUAACUAAUAGUGAUCAGAUUUAGAGAUCACGCUGAAUGUUCCAUUAAUACAACACACCCUGCAUUCUCUCACAUUAUUUGCAGCAUGAGAGGAGGUUAUAAAAUAAUGCAAGCCAUCCUCUGGACCCCAGAGCCUCAUACUGCAACUCCAUUGCACUCCUAUUUCUCCACCCAUUGUCUGGCAAAUGAAUAUUUAGCAGUUAUAUACAUACAAUAUAAGGUGGAGUAUCCCUCUUAUUAUGGUUUAAGAUAGUUCUUAGACAGGUAUCGUCCUAAAAAUGAAAUAUAGAAAGAUGAACAAUAUUGCCAAUCUUAUAAAGUAAAGUCCAGAUAGAAGGUGGAAAUGCACUCACAAGCGUGGAGCCAAUGAAUAAGGCUCAAACUUCCAGCUCUGUGGAAUAUAGAGGUUCGCACUUCCUUCUUUAUGCUGAUAGGAGGUCUCAAGUAAUUGUAUUUCCUCUCAAUAGUCGGUAUAAGUAUAAAGUGCUUUAUUGUAAAGUGCACAAACCAGUAUAAAAUUUGAAUAAAUAAAAUAAAAACCUUACAAUUUGAAGGUAAGUCCUUAGUAAAGUCCUUUAUGGUGCAAAACGCGUUUCGCCUCGUUACAAGGCUUCCUCAGUUGCUGCUGUAUUAUGUUGCCCGUGAGUUUCCUUUUAAAUAGUCCAUAAUUGGCGGUUUCUUCAUCAGUGGAACGCAUACGUCAAUUCUUUUGUAUUGGGACCAGGGCCGGAUUAAGAGCCCAGUGGGCCUGGUGCUGACAAUUAUGAUGGGGCCUAAUUACAGAAUCUUAUCGACAAAAAACACUAAAACGGUCAUACCUCCCAAGCGUCAUGUAUCUGAUGGAGUUGGUGUUGGAGGGAAACUCAAAGGAUGCAGCUAUAAGAAAACACACACUCUGUGCUAAUCUCUUUAUCUAAUUUAUGCUUUCAUCUUUCAAGUAAAUCCAUAACCCCUAACAGCAGUGUCCAGUGAAGCAGGAAGCCAAUGGGCGGGGUAAAAGAGUAGGCCACUGAUGCGAAUCACAUGUCCAGAACUGCCAGAAGGGGCAAACAUGUCCAAAAAGAGGGUAUGUCUGUCCAAAGAAUUGGAAGGCCAGCCUGGCAUCAGUGUCCCUAUGCAUCACAGUGUCAGUGUCCCCAUGUCGCCCUGUCCCCUAGUUUCCCAGUGUCUGUGUCCCCAUUUCUGCCUGUGUCCCCAUGUCUCAGUGUGUCCCGUGUCACUAGGAUACAUGUGGACACAGAGACACGGGGACACUUGGAGACAUGGGGGCACUGAGACACUUGAGGACACUGGGAGACAUGGGGGCACUUGUGGAUACAGACAUGGGGACACAGACAUGGAGACACAGACAUUUGGGGACACUGGGAGAAAUGGGGUCACAGACACUAGGGACACAGAGACAUGGCGACGCAGACACUGGGAGACAUGGGGACACAGACACUGGAAGACAUGGGGACACUGAGACACUAGCUGGGAGACAUAGAGACACUGGGAAACAUGGGGACACAGACACUGGCUGAGAGACAUGUGGACACUGGGAGACAUAGGGACACAGACAUAUGGGGACAAUGGGAGCCAUGGGGACACUGGGAGCCAUGGGGACACUGGCUGGGAAGCAUGGGGAUACUGGGAGCUAUGGGGACACUGAGAAACUAGGGACACUGGCUGGGAAGCAUGAGGAUACUGGGAGCUAUGGGGACACUGAGAAACUAGGGACACUGGCUGGGAGGCAUAGGGACACUGGGAGACAUGUGUCCCAAUGUGUCUACCUAUUUCUCACAGCGUCCCCAUGUCUCACAGUGUCCCCUAGUGUCUCAGUGUCCCCACGUCUACCAGUGUCCCCUAGUGUCUCAGUGUCCCUGUGUCUCCCUGAUGCCUUUCCCCUCAUCCCUCACUUCCCUGAGCUGUAGGCUGUCUCUGCAGGCUGGAAGCUGCUGUCUGGACUCUCUGUGCUGUGUAGCUGCUCCCCUGUGUAUCAGUGAGUAGUAGAGAGAGGCAGGGAGGGAUAUGCUGUAACUUCCUAUCCCUGCCUCUCUCCACACACAGUGACCCCUGCUGGCCGGUGCUGGCAUUGCAGAGUAAUCUCCGUUUAUACUGAGAAAAAUAUUUGCAUUUAUAUUGCCGGUAUUACUGCAAUACCAGCACGGCUAGGCAGCCUCAAAUACAGGCUGUGCCUUAAAAUACCAGUCAGGAGGAAAAAAUAAAUAAAAAUAAUAAAAAUUAAACUUUUUCUUUUUCUUCUUUUAAAUUGGGCCUAUUCCAUGGGCCAGGGCCUGGAGCUGCAGCUCCAUCAGCCCCUAUGUUAAUCCGGCCCUGAUUGGGACGCAUCCUUGUGUUCCACUGCGAUCAUGAACUGUUAAUGCGUUCUUUCACAGUCAUCUUCGGAGCGUGUGAUAUUGAAGUAGUUCAUAAUAAGUCCAUUUUGAGUAAUGAAAAGGCAAAAAGCAAAAUAAAACUUAAGUAGAUAUUACAAUUCUUAUAUCAAAAGGUAAUAUUCAUAAUAUUAGAACAGGGAUGAGAGUAAGUAGUAAGCAAUAUGGAUAUAAGAAGGAGUUAUGCCUCAAUAUUGGGUUAAAGGUAUAGUAAAAACCAAAGAAAAGAAAAAGUUACCUGUGCUCUCUCCUUAAUCUCUUUGUAUAUUUAGACAAAUGGAGGUCAUUUAGUUGUUCCAAAAGCCAUUGGAGGGAAUGCCCGUCUGCCAACGUCAAGGCAGACCCCCUAAGCGGGUCCUACAGUGACCCUUCACCUUGCUUCCUUGAUCUUCAAGCAAAGAUAUCUCUAAUGAGACAGAGAGGGGCUGAUGUGUACUGUAGUCAUUGCUGCCGGCCCAGUAGUGAUGGGAGUGAGCGCAGGACUUCUCUUUUUGUAUUUGUAUUUACUUUGUGUCACACAGCCUUGUUACAAUGCUGCCGCCCAUCCCAUGUGUUCCCUAUUAAGGGUUAAUAAGUAUAUGGGGUGUAUAUAAAAAAUACCCCUCUCUGUCUCAUUAGAGACUACAGCUCUAGUAAAGGUAUAGUGCCUGAAAAAAAAAGGUUGGUAUCUUUAUCAUGGUGGAACAGGAGGAGAGUACUGAUAGAUAAUGUUAAUACAGAAAAUAGUUUUUUUGGUGAAAUAUAAUUUGUAAGCACUACCUUACCAUUUUUCAAGUUUACUUUUAUGUCUAGCCGUUUUAUAUAUACACAAAGGCAAUUUGCAUUGUCAUAUUUCUCCUAAAAAACAAUUUUCUGUAUUAACAUUAUCUAUCAGUACUCUCCUCUUGUUCCACCAUGAUAAAGAUACCAAUCUAUUUUUUCAGGCACUAUACCUUUAACCCAAUAUUGAGGCAUAACUCCUUCUUAUAUCCAUAUUGCUUACUACUUACUCUCAUCCCUGUUCUAAUAUUAUGAAUAUUACCUUUUGAUAUAAGAAUUGUAAUAUCUACUUAAGUUUUAUUUAGCUUUUUGCCUUUUCAUUACUCAAAAUGGUCUUAUUAUGAACUACUUCAAUAUCACACGCUCCGAAGAUGACUGUGAAAGAACGCAUUAACAGUUCACGAUCGCAGUGGAACGCAAGGAUGCGUCCCAAUACAAAAGAAUUGACGUAUGCGUUCCACCGAUGGAACGCAAAACCCGGAAGUGGAAGUUUAACACAAAUCGACGCCAGCAAGAAACCGCCAAUUAUGGACUAUUUAAAAGGAAACUCACGGGCAACAUAAUACAGCAGCAACUGAGGAAGCCUUGUAACGAGGCGAAACACGUUUUGCACCAUAAAGGACUUUACUAAGGACUUACCUUCAAAUUGUAAGGUUUUUAUUUUAUUUAUUCAAAUUUUAUACUGGUUUGUCCACUUUACAAUAAAGCACUUUAUACUUAUACCUACUAUUGAGAGGAAAUACAAUUACUUGAGACCUCCUAUCAGCAUAAAGAAGGAAGUGCGAACCUCUAUAUUCCACAGAGCUGGAAGUUUGAGCCUUAUUCAUUGGCUCCACGCUUGUGAGUGCAUUUCCACCUUCUAUCUGGACUUUACUUUAUAAGAUUGGCAAUAUUGUUCAUCUUUCUAUAUUUCAUUUUUAGGACGAUACCUGUCUAAGAACUAUCUUAAACCAUAAUAAGAAGGAUACUCCACCUUAUAUUGUAUGUAUAUUUCUGUUUACUGUGCGAUCUAAGGGAAACUCACUAAGGUGUUAGAGUAUCUAUCACAAUUCAAAUUACUCACUGGGUUACUGUAACUAUUCAUUACUAUAUUUAGCAGUUAGGUGAUCGCUUCUACCACCAACUUGCUGCAUUCAAAUUUAUAUUUCAUUCGAACAUAUAAGGUUUUAAAACUUUUUGCCUCAUUUUUCAUUUCAAUGUUGCCUUUUUUUUUUUUUUAAAUAAGACAAAAAUAUGUGGGGGGAAAAAACAUUUGACCAUGCUGAAUGUUUGGUAAAUUUAACUAUCGUUAAAUGCAUCUCAAUUCUCAAUUGAAAAAGGUCUAUAGUUUAGUAAAUGACCCUGAUGAGGUUUACGAUUUGUAAUUUAUGUUUCUCCCAAAGACGCUCCUCAUUAAUUAAAAAAAAAAAAAAAAAGACUUUGUUAGAUGCUAAAAUGUGUGAGCAGGAAGUGGUUGUUAGGUCUGUGUCCUGGAUUGUGGCCAUGAUUGCAUUUAGAACUCCUUGAUAUAGAAAAUUCACAAAUUGACCACAUAAUGUUCAAUCAUAGCUGUCUGAAUGUGUUUAAGGUAAUAAUUAGCUCUUUGAUUGUCUGCCCCUCAGCUACUGCAGUGGAGACAAUUUGAGGAGGAACAAAGUCAGAGCACGGUACAGAUGGCCAAAUAUUUUAACAGCCCGAGCCGGAGCUUCAGAUCCAUGUACAGUGAGGAACAGAUAUACCAGCUGCUUGGGGAGAACACAUCAAUGAGAAGACUUCUUAGUGAGGUAAGUCUGCCUUCUACAAACUCACACCUUAAUCCUCCACCCUGGUCACAUGCCCGAAAAUACAACAAAUUAUACCACAAGACAUCGCCCAUCUUCCCCACUUCAGUCAAUGCCACUUCAUCCACCUAACUCAUGCUCUUCCAAAAUAUUGCACUGAUCCAAACCCUUUCCAUGUCUUCCAACCCAAUUCACCUUGUGGCGAAUCUCGCGAUGGGCUUUUGGAGGAGCCUGCUUGCCAGCCUCCUGUCCCAGGACUAUAGCCCCUGCAAUAGACCUGGCUAAAAUACUUUAAAAAGACUGUUUGUGCAAUUGGGAUUGUAUGGUUCGGUUACCAAACAACCACAUGAACCAGAGACCACUGGGAGCUUGUUAAGCCUAAUUGUCAGUUUGUAACACUUUCCACCAGGGUGUUCUAAGUGUUCACCUGGGUGGCCGCAAUUCCUAUGGACGACCACAAGGUGGCAGCCAUCUUGUACGCAUGAACACAGGCAGCAGUGUUUGGUAGUCGAGUUCAUGGAACUAUUUUUCACUAUACUCCCCUGGGAUUAUAAUCACUGGUCUUGUAAGAGCAGCCUGCUUUGCUCACUGGACUAGGAGAGGUCUACCAACUGGCAGCUGGAUCCUGGUCUUGGGGCCAGGGUGGGUGGAGGACAGCAAGACCCCCAACCAAGCUGUAACGCUGGAAGUGGGGACUACAGUGCUGAUAGUGUCUGGUGGAGUGUAGGAAGUACUCGGUGAGCACUAGGAGCAUCGAUUGGCGGAGGCACCCUGUCGGGGUGCCAGGCUGUCCGUCACACACCUCAUUCAUCUAACUAUCUAUUCCAACCAAUUCUACCUCAUCCAACCAAUUCCAGUUCAUCCAAUCCAUUCCACCUAAUUGUGUCAAAAUUUCCCUACUCCAUGUUGAGUUGCUAACCACGUGGCCUGACCACUCCAAGUGGUUGGAAACCAGCAUGUCUCCUGUUUCCUGUGUCUCCUUCUAUGGGCCAUAGAAAAGAGAGCUUCUCGAUUUAUUGAAAUAAAUGUGUUGUCUCAUUGUUUGGAUGAUAUAUUUGUGUAGUCUGUCAAUAUUAUGUAUAUUGGAAAUCUGUUGGAAUAAUAUAUAUAGGUUUCUGUGUCAGCUGGUUGGUGCCACCCAUGAUGGGUAAGCCUGGACCUCCUCCAUGUGUGUCUAGAUCUUUGAGCUUCCUACAGGUGUGAGAAUUUGGGUCGUUCACCACUACAGUCUCACUCGAGUUUAUUCACAAAUCCAGAAUGUGGAGAAUUGAACAGUGAAUUGCUAAUUUUAGCCAAUAAUACUCAAAUUUGAAACAUUUGCCGAUUCAUUUUCUUGUCUUUAUCCACAAUUCCCAAAUUAGUGAACCUCCUCUGCCAUUUCUUUCUGUGUAUCACUGUUCCAGUUCCCUGUGAUUCCACCAUGUACACAUUGAUAUCAGUUCCCUGUGAUUCCACCGUGUACACAUUGAUAUCAGUUCCCUGUGAUUCCACCGUGUACACAUCUCUCUGCAUGCUCCAUACUUGCCGAGUUUAGCGUCUUUGAUAGUCUACAAUGUAUUGAACUUGAUCAUGAUGAGUUCUGCUAGAUGUUCUUCUGCCUGUGACAGUAUUGUUGUUUGAAUUUUCCAACAGAAAAAUGCAGUAAUCGAGAGUCUUCAGGAGCAGGUGAGCAGUGCCAAGGAAAAGUUGGUAAAAUUACUGAAUUCGGAAGUGAGGUUUGAGACUAUGGAAGCGGGUAUUGUAUCUGCUCCCCCUGCUUCAACAUUGCCCCACCAACACAUUGAUGUUUCCACAUCUGAACCAACCAACAAUACAACAACUACUAUUGGAAAAGGAGAACACCAGAGUCAUGAGGCGGAAAUUGAGAAAUCCUCAGAUGUUUCUACUGAAAAACACACUGAUGUCUCCCUUGACCCAAUGAAGGUCAAACAUGAAUUAGAGUGUAAUGAUCCUGUCCCUUCUGGUUGCUCCUCCACACCUCAUGUAUUACCAAGCAACUCUAAAGACAUUAACAUUAUAAACAAAAUGUCACAUCAAUGCCACAGCCCAGAGAGACAGGGACAGAGUACUCAUGAAGAUUGGGAACACUUAUCAAGACACAUUAACUAUGUUAGCAGUGACAAACUGCAAGAGAUUCUGAAGGAACUCAGUAUAGAAACUCUGCCAAGCUUUGGUUGUCAAUCUCCAAAAAGACAAAGAAGGGCCAGUCACAGUGUCCACAUGGAUACUCCAGCACAUUCUUCUGGGAGGCUUCGGAAAGAGAGUGUGAGUUUGUCCCCUUCCCUGGUGUGUAGUAGGCGAGGUAAUGGAUACAUCCCACAAAACCGGCAUCCUUCCUUUCACUUUACCAGCUCAGUGCCUCCAUCUGCUGGGUACCUCCUGGACAAAUGCAGCAAGAACAGAUUUAAUGGGGUCCGAAGAAUGAGAGAUGAGAGGCAGGUCAUGGUCAGUAAGGCAGAAGAUCAUACAAGUUACCCUGCCUAUAUUAACCCGCUUUCCAAAACUCAGACCACAGAUUUGGGUGAUCAGGUGGAAGAUGAGCAGAAGAUCAAAGACAACAAAGGUGUACUUUUAACCACAAAGUCUUUGAGGCCUGUCCCAGACUGUUCAAGCAGACCUGUUCCUGUUAGAAGGAGCAGCCCCUUAGGACAGGAGGCAUAUGGUUUGGUGACUUUUGCUGAGAUACAAUCACAAACUUAUUUUACAGAGACAGACUCAAGCAGUUCGGAGGAAACCUUCUGCUAUUGUCACAGACCCUACUGUGAACUGUGUUUUCCAACUGCAUAUGACUCGAGCGACAGCUGUAACUCUGAGACAGAGACUACAGAGCAGCUGUUUGGAUGGUCUCAGCAACCGGUCGUAAACUUCAAAGAAGACCUAAAGCCAACAUUGGUGUAGCCUAAUGGCACCUUAAAUUAGCCAUCUUGGUGCACAAAGGUCUUGUAACCAAUGUGAGUGCAUUAACAUACCAACCUCCGGGUGAACAUAAUAAAUACUGUGUGUCUGUGUGUGUGUGUGUGUUCGGACUAUCCUAGAAACCCGAGUACAGGAACCAAUGUUAAG
Molecule: messenger RNA, 17578 nt
Organism: Pelobates cultripes (western spadefoot toad)
Lineage: Eukaryota; Metazoa; Chordata; Amphibia; Anura; Pelobatidae
Source: the annotation of a GenBank genome assembly